AUGCAGAAAGUGCUGCGUAUAAAUCUCAAUGCCCGCAAUCAAGCUCUCCAGAAAGCCCGCCGAAAACACUUGAAGGAACUAAAAAAGGACUGGCAAACGCACGAUGACCACCGAAUCCUUCUAGACCGUGAAAGCCGGACUUUGGUCAAAAAUGAGCGGAAAGAACGACGCGAAGACUGGUUUGCAGGGCCAUUGGCGCCAAAAAGAGACGUUGGAAAGAAUCAUGCCGUUUAUGGCGCUCUGUCUUCUGCAUUUAUGAAAGGACCUGACAUCCCCAACGCCCUCUCAAAGUGGCCCAAAAGCAAAGGUGAUGACUUGAUUGGUGACGACUGGAGAGGCAAGGGAAAUGAGGGUAACCUUGUAGAAGGUGACCGUGUUUGCGUCGUUCACGGGGCGGAUGCGAUAGUUGGCCAGAUUGGAACCAUCCAUGAGAUUUUCAAGGAACGGCGAGAGCUCACCAUCAAGGGUUUCAACACGGCUGAUGUGCGAAUGGACCCAGGGCAAACAGGGCGCAAACAAAGACCGUUUCAGCCUUUCGACAGGCCGAUUCCCAUCGACGAUGUCCGUGUCGUCUUUCGACACACAGAAUCAGAUCCAAUAACUGGCCGUGUUAUAAGGGACCGUGACGUCCUUGUUGAGUCCAUCGAAGGCCGUGGUCCAUAUUUUGAGAGAGACAACGGAUCUCCUCUGCCCCGCCAUACCCGCUAUGUGGCUGGCUCAAAGACCGAAAUUCCUUGGCCCUCUGUUGAAUCAGUUCAGUUUACACAUUUCCCCGGCGAUACUCGCCGCUUAGAACUGGAAAAGAGAACAUAUACGCCUAGUGUGCAUGAGAACCCUCUACCGCAUCCAUCCAUUAUUGACGAGCUCCGACCGAAAUACCAAAAUGACCGUAUGGCACACGAGUACGACUAUGUGGCCAAAAAGAUUGUUGAAGACGCGCGCUCGAAGUGGUAUGAGGAACGCGGCAUCAACACGCCCGCAAUGGAAUUGCAACAGAAGUUGAGAGAGAAGAGUAGACAGCGGGCAUUGGAGUUACAGGCCGCAUUGAAAGCGGAAACAUCGCCCCAAAGGAACGGGCUUCCAGAUCAGGAUGUCAAGGAGAGUAUUGAAGAUUUCGAGAUGGACGAGGCAGCCCAAGACCAAGACGGCAUGGGCUACAGAGCUGACUGGGAGAAAGAAGUUGUUGUCCAUGAGGCUCCGACGAACAUUACACGGUAA
Molecule: messenger RNA, 1218 nt
Organism: Exophiala aquamarina CBS 119918
Lineage: Eukaryota; Fungi; Ascomycota; Eurotiomycetes; Chaetothyriales; Herpotrichiellaceae
Exons: 2
Coding region: 1-1218 (405 amino acids)
Biological process (GO): translation
Cellular component (GO): mitochondrion; ribosome
Molecular function (GO): structural constituent of ribosome
Source: RefSeq, a predicted model, not a curated record